CUGCAUGUAUGUAUAUGUUCUUUCAGAAUGGGAGGCGACCACGGCCACAGCAAGAUGUCCAUGCCUGAUUGGCGACAGUGGAAGGUGGAGGGAACGCCUCUGGAGUUCACACAGCAGAGACUGGCAGCCCGCGGCCUCAAGGACCCGUGGGCACGCAAUGAGGCCUGGAGAUACGCCGGAGGCUUCUCUCGCGCUGUGACUUUCUCAGAGGUCCUCCUGAGAGGAUUCAAAUGGGGCUUUGCUGCUUUCACUGUUGCUCUGGCCGUAGAGUACGCCCUUUUCCCUCCAAAGAAGGGCGGCCACUGA
This is a messenger RNA of Menidia menidia (Atlantic silverside), 306 nucleotides long. The record is from the annotation of a GenBank genome assembly. NCBI's taxonomy places the organism in Eukaryota, Metazoa, Chordata, Actinopteri, Atheriniformes, Atherinopsidae.